GGAGGGAAGGAGUGACUCCGGGAGGGAAGGAGUGACUCCAGGAGGGAAGGAGUGACUCCAGGAGGGAAGAAGGAGCACCCGGGGAGCCCGCCCGGCCGCGGAGCACACCAUGGCCCUGGCCGGUGCCCUGGAGCGGCUGCAGGAGGAAGCCAUUUGCCCCAUCUGCCUGGAGUACAUGAGCGAGCCCGUCAGCGUCGACUGCGGGCACAACUUCUGCCGGGGCUGCAUCGCCAAGCACUGCCAGGAGAAAGGUCUCUGGGCCGACGGGCCCUUCUCCUGCCCGCAGUGCCGGGCCUCCUGCCACCGCAGCGGCUUCCGACCCAACCGGCAGCUGGCCAACAUCGUGGAGAGCAUCCGGCAGCUGGGGCUGAGCGGUGGUCAAGGGCCGGCGCCGGGGCCAGGGACCCCGCUCUGUGCCCAGCACGAAGAGCGCCUCAAGCUCUUCUGCGAGGAGGAAGAGGAGGCCAUCUGCGUGGUGUGCCGGGAGUCGCUGCACCACCGCUCGCACACCGUCUACCCCAUCGAGGAGGCGGCGCAGGUGUACAAGGUCAAACUCCAGCAAUCCCUGGAGCAUCUUUCGAAGGAAGCGGAGGAUGUGAAGAAGCGUGAGUCAGUGGAAAGGAUGAAAACCCAGGAGUGCAAGGAGACAGUGAGGAAAAAGCGGGAGAAGAUUGUGAGCGAGUUUGGAAAGCUGCAUCGGCUGCUGGCCGAUGAGGAGAAGCUGUUGCUCCAGAAGCUGGAGGAGGAGGAGAAGCGGAUUCUGCUGCUGAUCAAUGAAAACCUGGCCAGGCUGGUGGAGCAGAAGUCCUUGCUGGAGGAGCUGAUCCUGGAGAUAAAGGAGAAGACCCAGCAGCCGGCUGAGGGGCUGCUCAAGGACAUGAAGAGUGUCCUGAGCAGGUGCGAGGAGGUAAAGUUCCAGUCCCCCAAGGCUGUGUCCGUGACCCUGAAGGAAAACUACAGCAUCCCUGAGCGCUGCCUGGGCAUGAGGGACAUGCUGAAGAAGUUCAAAGUGGAUGUGACUCUGGACCCCGAGACAGCGCACCCUGAGCUCACCCUGUCCGAGGACCGCAAGAGUGUGCGGCGUGGGAGCAAGAAGCUGCUUCUGUCCCUCUUCGACAGCCCCAAGAGGUUCAACACCGCUCCGGUGGUGCUGGGGAGUCAGGUCUUCUUCUCAGGACGCUGCUACUGGGAGGUGCAGGUGGGAGACAAGCCCGAGUGGGGCCUGGGGCUGUGCCAGGAGUCUGCCAGCCGGAAAGGCAACGUCCUCUUCUCCCCAAACAACGGCUACUGGGUGCUGCGGCUGCAAAACGGGGGCAACUACGAGGCUCUCACCUCACCCAUCUCCCCGCUGUCCCUGAGCGUGAGACCCCGGCGCAUCGGGAUGUUCCUGGACUAUGAGGCAGGAGAAAUCUCUUUUUACAAUUACAAUGGAAAAUGCUUCAUCAUCUGAGUGGGAUGUGAGUAGUCGUCCGAGUCUUUCUAAGAACUGACCAGAAAUGUUCUUUUGGGUCUUCAUCACCACUUCUGCCUUCUGUUGGACAUUACAGGGAAGGUGAUACCCAGGCACCAUUGCUGUCUUUCUCAGCCCUGGAAGUCUGGGAUAUAUUGCUGCUUUAGGAAAAUAUUACUUUUGUGUGCAACCUGCAAUACUGUCCACUUUUACAUGCCUUUUUUGGAUGCUGGCCACCCAGAAGAGACAUGCUCCCCAUCUUGGUGACUCUGGGAAGAGCUGUUUUGGAUGGAGGACUGGGCCUCGCCUCCCUGCAGCGAGGCAGGGCCUUGAUCCCUGGCAUGGCAAGGAAGGCACAGAGCUGGCACUUCUGAGUGCACAGGCAUUUUGCCUUCGGGGUUUCUAAAAAAGUGGAGGUAUAAAAGCUGUCAGCCCAUGAACCUUGAUCGCCAUCAAUCUGUAUCUCCACCAGCACAGCUCAGCUUCUCCUUCUGUACAAUUCCAGACUCCAACCCCCAACUCCCCUGACUGUCCUUAUACCUCAAAAUGCCUAUGGACACAACAAAUAUAUAAAGAUGUGCAUGUGUAUUAUAA
Messenger RNA from Tyto alba (common barn owl), 2044 nucleotides. Its product is annotated as E3 ubiquitin-protein ligase TRIM39-like. The transcript has 7 exons. Lineage: Eukaryota; Metazoa; Chordata; Aves; Strigiformes; Tytonidae. Bases 110 to 1450 code for a protein of 446 amino acids. Gene Ontology annotation, molecular function: protein binding; zinc ion binding. The record is from RefSeq and is a predicted model, not a curated record.